CACGAGGGUUUUGAUUUCCAAUUGAGGCGCCUGGGCUAGAUCCGCGAUCGUCAUGGCUUCCUGGCUGCGUGCAGCGGAAGAGCUUCUAGAGGUCGUGGAUCGCACUGCCAAGCAAGCGGUACCGGUUACAGUGUCCGAUGGGGGGCAACGAAAGGCUCUUACUUCCACACAUUUGAGAGAGAAAACAAGCUCCGGCUUGGCAGAGGCACUAGUGAAGGGUGAUGGAGGAGUCGAGAAUGGUUUUUACUCGGCGAGAGAUGGUUUUGUUGCUGAGCCUCGGAAGUCAAGUGGAGCAGCCGAUGAAACAACCGUCUCGAGCAGUGACGAGCGUGUCAACUGUGAUAUGACGACGGAGAAUGGGACUGUUAGUGUGAAUCUGUCGACUAUUGCGGAAUCAACAAAAGAGAAAGAACAGCCGAACACCAACGAAGGCAAGUUUGGAACGCUUGAUUCUCAGGUGGAAGAGGCUAACCGGCUGUUGCAAUCUUCUGCCACAUCCGGAAAAUCAAAAGAAGCUCGUCUCGCGAAGGUGUGCGCUGGACUUUCGACAAGGCUUCAGGAACUCAAGUCUGAAAAUGCUCAGCUGGAGGAAUUACUUCGGCUAGAGAAAGAAGCGAAAAGUUCUAUUAGCGCUACCUUAAAUCUACUUCAAGGAGAGCUAGCUCUUGCAAGGUCAGGGACAAAUGCGGCGGAAUCAGAAAUGGCGGCUGCUUUGGCUUCAAAAAAUUCAGAGAUUGAAGCACUCUCAAUCAGCUUGGAGACUGCCAAUCGGCAAGCUCAGGCCGCCGAAGAAAAACUGGCGCUGGUUCAGGCAGGAAUGGAGUCCAUAAUGAAGAACCGGGAAAUAACUGAAACAAGAAUGAUACAGACUCUUCGUCUCGAUCUUGCCUCGGCGGAGCGGAGGGUAGAGGAAGAACGCGUUGCUCAUAGUGCCAGUCGAAUGGCUGCAGUCCAGAGGGAGGCAGAGCUUGAGCAGCAAAUGGCAGAAUCAACAACCGCAGUUACCAGAAUGCAGAGAAUAGUGGAUGAAAGAUCUCAAAAAGCAUUUGAGCUUGAGCAGAAGGCAGCGAUGCUUGAAGUGGAAUGUGCUACUCUGAAUCAAGAGCUACAGAAAAUGGAAUUGCGAGCGCGACGAGAACAAAAGAAGCCAUCUGAAGAAUUUAGUCAAAGCGCCUGGAGAGAAGAGGCGGAGCGUGCAAGAGUUGCUCAAAGAGAAGCAGAAACCAAACUAUCCAUUUUGGAGGCGGAGUGUCAAAAGCUGCGAGUGGACCUUGCCAGUGCUAAGCAGGACUUUGAUGUCAGCUCAACUCAGGCACAUAUCGAGCUGCAGAAGCAGUACAAGGAAGUGAUGGAGCUUUUGUUUUUGAAGCAGGCACAACUCGAGAAAGUGUCUUCCGAGAAGGCAGCCAUGCAAUUUCAGUUGGAGAAGGAGUCGAAGAAAUUCAGAGACGCGAACGCCGAGGUGGAAAGAAGCAGACGUCAAUUCUCUUCGAUCGGAGUUGACGAUGACAACGAAUUGAAAUCUUUUGAGACUUUGGGCCUUCACCAACGUCGGAUGGUACCAAGUUUACAGCGUUUUGUUGGACCGAGCAUUCAGGCAGCUGCUAAGUUCCUUGACUCUGGAGCUGUCACUGCUGGUCGAUACUUGUGGCGUCGACCCCUUGCAAGGCUUUUUGUAGUGUGCUACUUGGUGUUUGUUCACUUCUGCUUGAUGUACUUGCUUCAUCGUCUCCAGGCAAAAACUAUAGAAGAAAUUGAGGCAGCAGCAGGCUUGAUGAAGAAUGGGUGAAAGAAAAUUCUAAAGAAAAUUCUUUCAUAUAUAACCUCUGGUGCUACAGUUUUGAGGGUUUUCCAGGAAAAAGAGCGAUUCCUUCAAGUAUUUUCUUAUAUGUUCUUAAUAGAAAAAAAGUGGCAAGCCGGCAAAGAGCAAAUAAAGAACAUAAUAAAAGAGAUGAUGGACUUGAUCUUCAAGCUCAACAUCACAGCUGGGAGUUUCCAGAAGUCCCAGAGUAUCAGCUCUCAACAUCAGAAGUAAAAUGCAUUGCAUGUAUCUAAGAAUAGGGUCCUUUGUUCCUUAGUUGGGAUUGUAAACACUUCAUAUAAAAUAAGAAAAUAACUCUCUCUCUC
Selaginella moellendorffii is the source of this 2127-nucleotide messenger RNA. RefSeq names its product golgin-84. Lineage: Eukaryota; Viridiplantae; Streptophyta; Lycopodiopsida; Selaginellales; Selaginellaceae. Gene Ontology annotation, cellular component: Golgi membrane; Golgi cisterna. The record is from RefSeq and is a predicted model, not a curated record. Gene Ontology annotation, biological process: retrograde transport, vesicle recycling within Golgi; Golgi organization. The transcript has 21 exons. The coding region runs from base 53 to 1789 and encodes 578 amino acids.